Molecule: messenger RNA, 2462 nt
Organism: Sphaeramia orbicularis (orbiculate cardinalfish)
Lineage: Eukaryota; Metazoa; Chordata; Actinopteri; Kurtiformes; Apogonidae
Gene: trmt2a
Product: tRNA methyltransferase 2A
Exons: 12
Coding region: 112-1938 (608 amino acids)
Biological process (GO): RNA processing
Molecular function (GO): RNA methyltransferase activity; RNA binding
Source: RefSeq, a predicted model, not a curated record
GUUAAAUCAAUAUGGCGGCGCCCUGCACAGUUUGAUGGGAAGUGCAGCGGAUGGAAAAUUUAACUUAAGGAACAUCAGUCUACAGAUCACAUCGUAUUUUUAUCACACGAAAUGGCAGAUAUGAGUGGGAGCGCUGUGGCUGAAACACUACCCUCAAAGGAGGAAGGGAAACCUGAAGAACUGCCCCAGGAUCCCUCUGAUGAUGCCAAAGCUGAGGGGGAAAAUGAGACAUCAGACCCCAGCAUGUACCGUUACAUCAAAGAGGAUCUCUUCACCUCUGAGAUCUUCAAAGUGGAGAUAAGAAACCUGCCUAAAUUCAUAGGCUUUAAUGACCUGAAGAAGUUCCUGGCCAAACACAGCCUCAACCCACACAAAAUCAAGCUUUUUGGCAAGCAGACGUUUGCUUUUGUUACCUUUAAGAAUGAGGAGGAGCGUGACAAGGCUAUGAAGAUGGUGCAUGGUAUGCAGUGGAAGGGCCAGGUCCUAAGCGUCAGGCUGGCCAAGCCCAAAGCAGACCCCAUCCUGAGGAAGAGGAAACAGGAGGAAGGGGAGAGCACGGGGGGGCAGCCCCCAUCUAAGAGAACAGAGGGGAGUGAGGAUGAAGAGCCGCUAAAUGUCCAGAUAGCCAACGUGGUGACUCCUCUGUGGAAUGUGCCUUAUGAGGAGCAGCUGAGGAGGAAGGAGCAGGAGGUGGUGGGCGUUCUGCAAAGACUGGCCAAAGAAAUUGGCAGCACCAACAAAGCCAUGCUACCGUGGCUGUUUGCACAGAAAGGGAAAUACAACAAAAUGUGUUGUUCUCUGGAAGACAUUCGACCAUCUCCAACUCAGACGGAGUACAGGAACAAGUGUGAGUUCCUCAUUUCAGUGGGUGCUGAUGGUGAGGACAAGACCAUCGGGUUCCGUCUGGGAAAAUAUAAAGGAGGUUCCUGUGCUGUUGUUGGGCCGGCAGAGACGUGCCAUGUCUCAGCCGAGGCCAAGAGAGUGGUCAGCGAGUUUCAGAAGUUCAUCAGGACGACGCCUUACUCUGUGUACAGUCCCGAAACAUAUGAAGGACACUGGAAGCAGCUGACUGUACGAACUACAAGAACCGGACAAGCCAUGGCUGUAGUGUUCUUCAACCCACAGAAACUUGAGGAAGAGGAGCUUGAUACUUUGAAGACCUCCAUGAGAAAGUACUUUACAGAUGGAGAAGGAAAAGACAGUGGCGUAACCUCUCUUUACUUCGUCAGAGAGGGUCAAAGGACAUCCCCUAACCCGGAGGACAUGCCCUGUGAGCUGGUAGCAGGAGACGGCUGCAUUCACGAGGAGCUCUUGGGGUUAAAGUUCAGAAUAUCGCCUCAUUCAUUUUUCCAGGUGAAUACCGGAGCUGCAGAGGUGCUGUACUCUGCUGUGGGGGAGUGGGCCCAGCUGGACCAGGACAGCACAGUUCUGGAUGUGUGCUGUGGGACGGGAACCAUUGGCAUCUCAUUGGCCAAGAGGGUAAAGAAGGUCAUUGGGAUCGAGCUGUGCCAGGAAGCAGUGGAGGAUGCCAAAGUCAACGCAAAGCUCAACGGUCUAAGUAAUGUGGAGUUUCACUGUGGAAAAGCUGAAGACGUGUUCCCCAACAUUCUCAAUGCUCUGGUGUCGCCCAACGUCACAGCCAUCGUGGACCCACCGAGGGCAGGCCUGCAUUCCAAAGUGAUUCUUGCCAUCAGGAGAGCAGAACACCUGAAGAGGCUGGUGUAUGUGGCAUGCAACGCCAAGGCAGCCAUGAACAACUUCAUAGAUCUGUGCAGAGCCCCCUCAAACAGGGUUCACGGAGCCCCUUUCCGUCCGGUGCGAGCCAUGGCCGUGGAUCUGUUCCCUCAGACGAUGCAUGUUGAGAUGCUUCUCCUGCUGGAGAGAGUGGACUACGAUUCCCAGCAGAACAGCAGCACUCAGGAACAAGCAGGUUCUUAGCGUUAAGACACUGUACAGGUUUAUAGUGUAGGAUCCAAAGGUGGCAGGUUUGGAGUCACAUCACUAGUGUAUGCACACAGUUCUGUAAGGAGCCUUGGAAAAAUAAAUGUUAUGUUAAUCAUAAAAAUCUGUCUUUUACCAUUUGCUUGAAGUGCCUGCAAGGCCUUAUAGUGUUGUUUCAGGUAAAAGGUCAGUUCACCCAAAUAAAAAUAUGUGGGGAAACAUUUGUUACUUCAGUGAGCUGACCUUUUUAAGGGACAUUCCUUCAGGUGAAGUUACUCAUCAUUUCUAAAUUCAUCAUCAUCAUCAUUUGUGCUUUGGCAGCAAAGCAAUUAGUUUAUUAGUACUAUACUAGAUCAGUAGGAGUGUUGUCUAAACAGCAUCUCACUGAUGCUUUACCUGGUGUACUUUUUUAGUUUCAGAGCUAAUGAUUUAAUGCUGUUUAUUCACUAAAAAGCUGAGUUGUGUCUUUAGUUGUAUCCAAAUUCUGGUACAAUAAAAUUUUACUUUCCUGAAACCUGAAA